UAUGGACGCCAUUUCGAUAACAGCCUUAGCAUCUUUUUUUUCAGACGAGCCGAAAUCACUGCAACGAGGGGAAAACCACUACAAAUCAGACCAUGUAGAGAAAUUUGAUUAUUUUCCAGGUGAACUACGAGGAGUUGUUAGAGCCAGCAUGAAAGACAAAAGUUACAACGUUGUGGUACAGCUGGGUGAGAAGAGCAUUACCUCGUCAAGGUGCGACUGUCCGCGUGGUCACUACAAGUGCAGCCAUGCAGCAACCCUCGUCAUCUUUGGCAUCCACAACAUCAGCAGGACAGACGUUGAAUGCCAGUGGCGUAAGAAGAAGGGACCAGCAACCGUUAAAUCUGUUGAUGAGAUGUACCCGCCACCAAAGGACUAUAACCCUCUUACGAGGAGUAUUACCAAUGAUGACCGCAACUGGCUUCAAAAUGAACUAAAGACUUGUGGCCAAUUCACCGGGAUGUACUGGCUUUUAUCCCCAGAGCCUGACGUCCAGCCACUACCAGUCCCUUCUGUAGAAGAACUGAUUCUUUCGCCAGCCUUCCUGAAUGAGAACCUGAAUGUCGAUUUUCUUCUUGACAAACUUAAAAUUUCUGUGCAACAGCAGCAAGCUGUCGAACGAUCAACAAAGGGCCAGCGACACAACCCUGUGUGGCAUCAACUCAGGAAAGGGAGGCUAACUGCUAGCAAUUUUGGGGUUGUGUUGAAGGCUAAAAGAGUGACACCAUCUCUUAUCAAACGCCUCACAGGGACUUACAACCUUAGCGGCGUCCAAUCCAUCAACUGGGGCGUAAUCCAAGAGGAGGAGGGCAUCAAAGCGUUAAAGGCAGCCAAGCAAUGUGAGGUGGUUGACUCUGGACUCUGGCUGUCCCGGUCAGGGGUACUGGGUGCCUCUCCUGACGGACUUGUUGGUGAGGAUGCCAUCGUGGAGGUGAAGUGUCCGUUCACUCAGCGGAAUGCUACUAUCGCGGAGGCGGUCGAGAGAAAAGACUUCUACAUAAAGAAGAAUGAAGAAGGGAGCUACAAACUUCAGGAGACCCACCAAUAUUGGCAUCAAGUUCAAGGACAGCUCCAUUUGACGCGAAGGGACCUUUGCUACUUUGUUGUGUGGACAACAAAGGAAGCACUCGUCCUGAACAUCAAGAGAGAUGCAUCCUGGAUCGACAAUCUGGAGUACUUGGAGAAUUUUCAUCGGGAAGAGAUUCUCCCUAGACUGUUGGGUGCGAAUGAGUGA
Molecule: messenger RNA, 1231 nt
Organism: Strongylocentrotus purpuratus (purple sea urchin)
Lineage: Eukaryota; Metazoa; Echinodermata; Echinoidea; Camarodonta; Strongylocentrotidae
Exons: 2
Coding region: 2-1231 (409 amino acids)
Molecular function (GO): zinc ion binding
Source: RefSeq, a predicted model, not a curated record